Cornus florida is the source of this 1392-nucleotide messenger RNA. Its product is annotated as UDP-glucosyltransferase 29-like. Gene Ontology annotation, molecular function: UDP-glycosyltransferase activity. The coding region runs from base 9 to 1358 and encodes 449 amino acids. Lineage: Eukaryota; Viridiplantae; Streptophyta; Magnoliopsida; Cornales; Cornaceae. The transcript has a single exon. The record is from RefSeq and is a predicted model, not a curated record.
GAGAGUUCAUGGAGGCUAGACAGAGCAACACCAUUAGCAUCCUAAUGUUCCCAUGGCUAGCUCAUGGCCACAUAUCUCCAUUCCUAGAGCUAGCCAAGGUACUCCCAAAGAGAAACUUCUACAUAUACCUAUGUUCCACCCCAGUCAAUCUCAGUUCCAUUAAACCAAAGCUCACUCAGAAAGACUCCAUUUCAAUCAAGCUAGUAGAGCUUCAUCUCCCAACUUUGCCAGACCUUCCCUCUCACUACCACACCACCAAUGGCCUCCCGCCCGACCUCAUGCCCACCCUCAAAAAGGCCUUUGACAUGUCCAAACCUACCUUCUCCAACAUCCUCAAAACCCUAAACCCUGACUUGCUCAUAUAUGACUUCCUACAACCCUGGGCGCCGGAGGUGGCCUUGUCACAUAACAUUCCGGCAACCCUCUUCCUCAGCCCCGGUGCAGCAUCAACUUGCUUCAUUUUCCAUCUCUUCAAGAACCCUAGUUCUGAAUUCCCAUUCCCGGAGAUAUAUAUUCGAGAUCUUGAGAGAGUUGGCAUUAUGGGUAGUGAUGAAUCAUCUUCAAAUGGCCUCAAAGAUCACAAUAGACUUGAAGAAUGCGCAAGACUAUCGUCCGACAUUGUCUUGAUCAAGAGUUUGAGAGAGUUAGAAGGAAAGUACAUCGAUUAUCUCUCUAUGGAAAUUGAGAAGAAGGUGGUACCUGUUGGUCCUCUUGUCCAGGAGGGCAUUGUUAAGGAGGAGAAAAUGGAGAUCUUUGAAUGGCUUAACAAGAAGGAGAAGGGUUCCACUGUGUUUGUUUCCUUUGGGAGUGAGUACUUCUUGUGUAGGGAGGAUAUGGAGGAGAUAGCAAAUGGGUUGGAGCUCAGUAAUGUUAGUUUCAUAUGGGUUGUUAGGUUUCCCGUGGGUGAGAAAAUUAGGGUUCAAGAGGCACUGCCCGAGGGGUUUCUUGAGAGGGUAAGAGGGAGAGGGAUGGUUGUGGAGGGUUGGGCCCCACAGACUAGGAUUCUAGGGCAUUCAAAUAUUGGUGGUUUUGUGAGCCACUGUGGUUGGAGUUCAGUGAUGGAGGGUAUUAAGUGUGGUGUGCCAAUCAUAGCCAUGCCUAUGCAACUUGAUCAGCCACUGAAUGCUAGGGUGGUAGAGGAGGUUGGUGUGGGCGUGGAGGUAAAGAGAGAUGAUAGUGGGGGGCUUAACAGAGAAGAGGUUGCAAGAGUGAUAAAGGGGGUGGUGGUAGAGAAAAGUGGUGAGGUUGUGAGAAGGAAAGCAAGAGAAUUGAGCGAGAAAUUGAGAGAAAAGGGAGAGAAGGAGAUGGAUGGAGUGGUGGAAGAGCUGGUGAAACUUUGUAAGAACAAGAGAGGUUGAACUAGUAACUAGUAGUUUGAGAAAGUCCUGCAAU